Sparassis crispa is the source of this 1041-nucleotide messenger RNA. RefSeq lists its product as hypothetical. The coding region runs from base 1 to 1041 and encodes 346 amino acids. The transcript has 2 exons. The record is from RefSeq and is a predicted model, not a curated record. Lineage: Eukaryota; Fungi; Basidiomycota; Agaricomycetes; Polyporales; Sparassidaceae. Gene Ontology annotation, molecular function: protein binding.
AUGGACCGAAUUUUUCGGACGACAGGAGGGGUCACCUCCCUCGCCUGCGCUGCAGAUGGCGUCGUCGUGAACGGCUCCGAGGAAGGCACCCUCACUUUGUGGGAUGCGGAGAGAGGGCGACAGCUCGCAGUGCACAAGGCGCACACAGACGCGGUAUGCGCGAUCGGCGUGUCGCCCGACGGGCGUGCACUGCUGUCCGCAGGACGCGACAAGGUCGUGCACCUCUGGGACCUCAACCCGAAGUCCGAGGGCGGCGCGGUGGUGCGCGGGCAGCUGGAGGGCCACGAAGAUUUCGUGGUCGCGAUCGCGUGGACGCCGGACGGGCGCACGGUAGUGACGGGAGCGGUAGACUUAACCGCACGGCUGUGGGAUGUGAAGACGCGAGAGACGACGCAUGUUCUGCGGGGGCAUACCACGAUGAUCAUGUGGGUCGCGUUCUCGGCGGACGGGCAGCGUGUGGCGACGGCGGCCGCGGAUUCUACGUCGCGCGUGUGGGACGUGGCGAGCGGGGCGAAGCUGUCCGUGUUGCGGGGGCACGAAAGCGUGGUCUACAUGGUUGCAUUCUCGCCGGACGGGCGGCGGGUGGUGACGGGCGGGGACGACGGGACAGCGCGGGUAUGGCGCGCGGAGACGGGGGAGGAGCUCGUGACGCUGCGCGAGCACGCGGGCAUGUUGCAUCAUGCAGUGUUCUCGGAGGACGGGAAGCGGGUGCUGUCCGUCGGCUCGGAUGGGGUCGUGAAGGUGUGUGACUCGUUCGGCGCGGAGGUCCUGCGCAGCAUCGACGCGACUGCGGGUACGAACGACGGGCUGAACGCUGGUGUGGUCUCGCGGGACGGGAAGCUCGCGUGCACCGCGGCGAGCGACCACGUCGUUCACGUAUGGGACCUCGACACGGGCGCGGCUGUCGCCGCGUUCGAGGGCCAUGAGGACAGUGUGCAGGUGCUUAUCUUCUCGCCGGACGGGAAGCGCGUCGUCUCGUCCGGGGACGACGGGACGAUGCGUAUUUGGAACGUGGAGGAGAAGAUGGUCAAGGCCGAGUAG